This is a messenger RNA of Rana temporaria (common frog), 1383 nucleotides long. Its product is annotated as myosin heavy chain, non-muscle-like. The transcript has a single exon. The record is from RefSeq and is a predicted model, not a curated record. Bases 20 to 1315 code for a protein of 431 amino acids. NCBI's taxonomy places the organism in Eukaryota, Metazoa, Chordata, Amphibia, Anura, Ranidae.
UUACUGCAAGAAAAGACGCAUGAUGAUGGAGCAAAGCAGAGAUGUGGAAAGAGGAAUCACUGAGAGGAACGAACCGCAAACACAGCUGACUGAAGUGUGCAUAAUAAAUGAAAAAAGACACACAUUGACGGAAGAAGUUUCAGCGAUGGAAGAAGAACUCUCAGUGACUAAACAAAAACUUGCAGAGGUGCAAGAACUCGCAGUGAGGAAAAAAGAACAACUCGCAGCGAGGGAAGAACAACUUGCAAAGAUGCAAGAAAAACUUGCAGAGACGCAAAGACUCGCAGCGAGCAAAGAAGAACUCGCAGUUAGGGAACAACAACUUGCAAAGAUGCAAGAAAAAUUUGCAGAGACGCAAGAACUGACAGUGAGGAAAGAAGAACAACUCGCAGUUAGGGAAAAACAACUCGCAAUUAGGGAAGAACGACUCGCAGUGUGGGAAGAACGACUUGCAAAGAUGCAAGAAAAAUUUGCAGAGAUACAAGAACUUGCAGUGAGGAAAGAACAACUCACAGUUAGGGAAGAACAGGGCUGGCUGUCCUGGCUUUUCGGCCCUGGGGAAGAUCAACCACAAUGGGAGACCCCUCCAGUCACUUCCACUGAGACCGCUGAUACCGAGGCGGUCAGGGAGGAUCAAACCCACCUGGAACCAGUGAGGGAAAAACAACUUGCAAAGAUGCAAGAAAAAUUUGCAGAGACACAAGGAGAACUGUCAGUGAGGGAAAAACUUGCAGAGACGCAAGGAGAACUGUCAGUGAGGGAACAACUUGCAGAGACGCAAGGAGAACUGUCAGUGAGGGAAAAACUUGCAGAGACGCAAGGAGAACUGUCAGUGAGGGAACAACUUGCAGAGACGCAAGGAGAACUGGCAGUGAGGGAAAAACUUGCAGAGACGCAAGGAGAACUGUCAGUGAGGGAACAACUUGCAGAGACGCAAGGAGAACUGGCAGUGAGGGAAAAACUUGCAGAGACGCAAGGAGAACUGUCAAAAACUAAAAAUGAACUGGCAGUGAAGGAAAAAGAACUUACAGAGACAAAAGAAAGAUUGUCAGACCGACAAAAAAUGCAUCAAGAAACACUCAUGGAGAUUGAAGAAAAAGUCACAGCCAUGGAAGGAGAACUCGCAGCGACGAAAGAACAACUAUCAGCGACUAAAAAAAGGUGUGGUAAGGGAACAAGAACUCGCAGUUCAAAGAUGCAAGAGAAAUCAGCACAGACAAAAACAAAAAGAACUACCAGUGAAAAAAGAACUCGCAGUGAGCAAGAAGAACUUGCAAGAGGAAUUUGCAAAAUGAAAGAACUAAAAAAGAAGUGAGGGAAGAAGACCAAGACUAAAGCGGAUGCCCGCCAAUUUUUUUUUUUUAAAGUCAGCAGCCACAAAUA